Molecule: messenger RNA, 824 nt
Organism: Paramecium octaurelia
Lineage: Eukaryota; Ciliophora; Oligohymenophorea; Peniculida; Parameciidae
Source: the annotation of a GenBank genome assembly
AUGUUGUUUAAGAUCUUGUUUACUGUUACUUUAAGUGCUUUUGUAGUCAAAGGUAUAAGCUUUGAUUCUUCAAAACAUUGCUCAUGCAGUCUCUUAACAGAAGCUGAUUGUAUUAACUAAAAAUCAUGGUGUCAAUGGGAUCCAAAUGAUAAAGAAUGCAUUGAUAUUUAUGCCAUAUGUGAUAGUUACACAGAAGCAAUCACUUGCUAAGUAGAGCUGGGAUGCUUUUGGAAUAAGAAUCAAGAGUGUGCUGAAUUUACAACCUGUUCAGAUUAUACCGAUAAACAAUGCCCAUCAGGUCUUUGUAAGGUUGUUAAUGAGACAUGCACUACUUUAUAAGUAGAGAAAUGCUCAUCUAAGACAACAAAAGAUGAGUGCAAUGAAAGCUAUGAUUCAAUGGAUUCUCACUGUUAAUGGAGUAAGGCGUCUACCUGUGAUUCUUUACCAAACAUUCCAAGUUGUGGAGGAUUAGCAGAUUUUUAAGACUUAUGCUUAGAAUCUGGUUGCUAUUACGAGAAUGGAAAUUGCAGAGAAAAGAAAUGUUCUGACUUUGCAUAGACUUAGUGUUUACUUACGUAUGUGAGUGGAAGUGGAAAUUAAUAUACAUAUUGUAGUUGGAAUACUGAUACAAAUAAAUGUGUGGAAGGGACAGAUGCCUCAAAAAUAGCAUAGAGUAAUUGCAACACUUACACUCUUAACAACUAUAGAUGGUCAGAAGAUCAAAAAUUAUGCGUUGCAUGUGAUGAUCUAGAUGACAAUGAUCUUCCUAAUAGUUAUUCCAUCCAAUUAGGAGUCCUAUUGUUGACAUUUAUAUUACAUUGAAA